Molecule: messenger RNA, 851 nt
Organism: Musca vetustissima
Lineage: Eukaryota; Metazoa; Arthropoda; Insecta; Diptera; Muscidae
Product: peptidoglycan-recognition protein SA-like
Exons: 4
Coding region: 1-837 (278 amino acids)
Biological process (GO): peptidoglycan catabolic process
Molecular function (GO): N-acetylmuramoyl-L-alanine amidase activity; zinc ion binding
Source: RefSeq, a predicted model, not a curated record
AUGAAUUUCACACCAGAUUGCCCUGAAAUAAAAUGGCGUCAUCAAUGGGGUAGUAAAACCACAGACAAUGUCAUCUAUCGUCCCAUACCGAUUAAACGUGUCGUCUUUCAUCAUACCGUAACGCCGGAAUGUUCAAAAUUUGAACAAUGUUCGAAAUUCGUCCAGGAUAUACAACAGUUUCAUGUGAACAAAAAGAAAUUUAAGGAUAUUGGUUACAAAUUUCGCUUUAAAUUAAAACUGCAAACAACGACAACAACAACAACAAUGCUAUUUAAAAUCGUUUACCGGUUUCUGGCUAUCGCUUGCUUCACUUAUGUCGUCUCGGGUGCCGAUUGUCCGCGUAUCAAACUGAAACGUCAAUGGGGUGGCAAAUUAAGUAAAGACAUCGAUUUCCGACCCUUGCCGGUAAAAUAUGUGAUCGUCCAUCACACCGUCACGCCGGAAUGCAGCGAUUUUCUCCAGUGUGCCCAACUUUUACAAAAUAUGCAGCACUUUGGCAUAACGGAGCAGGGAUUGGAUGAUAUCGCCUAUAAUUUCCUUAUCGGCGGUGAUGGUCUCGUGUACGAGGGGACUGGUUGGCAUGUUGCCGGUUCGCAUACCUAUGGUUAUAAUCGAAAUGGUACCGGCAUUGCAUUUAUUGGAGAUUUUAGUGCUAAAUUACCUUCGAGCAAAGCUUUAGGUGCUGCCAAACAUCUGUUGAAGUGUGGCGUCGAAAAUGGUGCCUUGGAUGCAAAUUAUGAAUUGUAUGCGGCCUCUCAAGUUAUAUCGACCCAAAGUCCUGGCUUGAUUCUGUACAAUGAAAUACAAGAAUGGGAUCAUUGGUCACCAAAUCCCUGAAAAUGUGAUGGAAA